This is a messenger RNA of Brenthis ino (lesser marbled fritillary), 1410 nucleotides long. Lineage: Eukaryota; Metazoa; Arthropoda; Insecta; Lepidoptera; Nymphalidae. The record is from the annotation of a GenBank genome assembly.
AUGCAUAAUAUCCAAUUUAAUUAUAUUAACAUCCAUCUAUUACAAUUUUUCAAGAUACGAUUCAAUUCAACUCUUUUUGUUACAUAUUUAGGAGUAUGGAGGGAGGAAGAAUCUAUGACCUCAGUAAGCUCCCCAUAUCCAGUGGAAACUCGAAAAUUUAUGGGAGAGAAGUUUGUAUUUGGCAGAUGUAAUGCAUCUAUCGAAUCGUCUGCUUCCUUAGAGGAAGACGGCCUGUCAGCGCCAGAUAUGUUGGACGACAUCUUAAGUUUUCUUGCUUUGCGCUUAAACGCAACGCCUGUUACUCGUUAUUAUGGUAAGCUUGGGUUUCGUACAUACGAAGGUACUUGGACCGGCCUUUUAGGUGCUUUGAUGGACCAUUCUGUCGACAUAGCGUUGGAGCCAGUAACCACUUUAUCAUCACAUCAUAAAGAUUUGGAUUUCAUUUUUCCUAUAGCCAAAACUAUGUGCAAUAUUUACAUUCGUCACCAAGAAACAUCUGCAGUUCGUGAUAUUUUCUUAGCACCAUUCAAACCAACACUUUUAGCAUGUGUAAUAUGUAUAGCACUCGCCGCUGCUUUGGUAAUAUACCUUAUAAGUAAAACCAAAUUACACAACGGAUCGCGAUAUAUGAGUUGUACUGAAGCUUUAAUUUGGUCGUCGGGUAUACUCUGUCAGCAAGGUGGAUCUUGGACGCCUCCAAAUUUAGCCGCUAGUGUUUUACUAAUAGUGUGCUUAUUAUUUGCCUUGGUUUCAUACAAUGCAUAUGCAGCAUUUAUAACUUCAGUGCUGUCAGUACGAGUGUCAAGUGUUGGCUCUCUGACUGACGUAUUGCAGUCAACGAAUAUUAAGAUUGGUUAUGUAAAGAAUGGAGCUGAUCAGAUGUUUUUAAUGUCCACAAAAGAUGUUCAACUCAACGCCUUCUAUAUUCGUGGUUAUUCUGAGGCAGAAAAUUUGGUAUCUUCGACUGAGGAAGGUUUAGUCCGAGCUGCAAAGCAAGAUUAUGCAUUCUUCUCAGGACAACGUGUUGCUCGUUCUACAUUAAGGUCUCUAAGUCAAGCGCGAGGUCGAUGUGCCCUUCGAGAGUUACCCGUAUUGUCGACGCGAACUCAGCUGGCCUUCCCUCUAUUAUCGAGCUCCCCAUAUGCCAGAUCCAUCCUUCUAAGCUUAUUACAGCUGCGUAGUAGUGGAGCUCUUGGAAGAUUAGAAAAAGCUUUAGUACCAGGCAUGCCUCAAUGCUCGCCGCCAUCAGGUUUCGCCUCUGCACGCGCCGCCGAUGUUAAGACCGCACUACUUGUUAUAUUUAUUGGACUGACAUCAUCAUUUUUCAUAGGUGUCGCUGAGUAUUCAUGGAAAAAUCGAACUAAGUUCAGAAAAUACCUGAAGACUCGUUUUGUACGCAUAUUUAAUUAU